Molecule: messenger RNA, 1188 nt
Organism: Adineta ricciae
Lineage: Eukaryota; Metazoa; Rotifera; Eurotatoria; Adinetida; Adinetidae
Source: the annotation of a GenBank genome assembly
AUGGGCGGAUCGGUGAAAGACAGCUGUUCUUCGUUGUUCAGAAGCGUGUUAUUCUCGUAUUCCACAGUUAAAUUAGUUAAGGUGCCUAACACACCGAUUGGCAUACUCAAUCGGAUUCUUCAAUUAGGUAUCCUACUGUAUAUCAUCGGCUAUAUUGUCGUAUGGAAAAGAGGAUAUCAACAAUUUCAAGAACCUCAUGGAACGAGUGUCAUCAAAGUGAAAGGCAUCGCUCGAGUUACAGGAAGUGGCAAUUCAACUUACUUCACGAGCGACGAUACAAAAUACAUAUGGGAUACAGCAGAAUAUGAAAUGCCGCCAAUAGAAAACAAUGCAUUUUUCGUGGCCACACAUCAAACUAUAACCCGAAAUCAGACACAAGGAAAAUGUCCAACUGCAUUAGAUGAUAAACUAUUCUGUACUGCAAAAAACAAAACAAUCUGCGUCGCUGGUAAACCAACGCGUAAUACUUUCGGCUUUUAUACUGGCGACUGUGUUCCAAGCCAAGAAGAUGACAAUAUCACCGUGUGCGAAAUGGAAGGAUGGUGUCCGGAAGAACUGUCCGAUUCAUUGGAUUAUGUUAUCAAUGAACAAGAUCUACGAAGUUUUACGAUAUUCCUUAAAACAAUGGUUUCAUUUUCAUUAUUCAAAAAGAAACUACGAAAUAUUCAAACGGAUGUGGAUUUUCAAUGCCGAUUUGACGGUACUGCAGCAACUGCUAGUUGUCCAAUAUUUCCGAUGGGCUAUAUUCUUGAUCAACUCGAUACCAAUAAAACAGCACUUCUGCUUGAAGGUGGUUUAAUCGAGAUUCUUCAAGACUGGUCAUGUAAUUUUGAUCUUCAUCCGAAAUCAUGUACUCCCAAGUACGAAUUUUCACUUCUGCAAAGCGGUGACGACGCACUAUCACCAGGAAUCAAUUAUCGAUCUGCACAGAAAUAUUAUGAAGGUGGACGAGAUCGUCGAACAUUAAGCAAAGUCUAUGGAUUACGUUUUGUUGUAACCAUAUCCGGUAAAGGUGGACAAUUCAAUAUUGUGAAUCUCUUCGUUGCUAUUGGCUCAGGUAUUGGCUUUAUGGUAAUUGCAGGAAUUGUAUGUGACGCAAUAUUUAUGUACGUUCAUCGAUCUCGUCGAAAAUAUCGAGAAGGAAAAAUCAGUAUAUGUGAAGUGGAAGGCUAUGAUGCCAUGGCCUAA